AUGCUGGGCCAACUCGUAGGAUCCGUCAUGCUCUUGGUCGCAACCGCGAUCUUUCUCUACUACACCGCGUGGACCCUGUUGAUGCCCUUUGUCGACCCCGGCCACCCCCUCCAUGAGAUCUUCCCACCCCGUGUUUGGGCCAUCCGCAUCCCCGUUAUCCUCACUCUCUUGGGUUCUGCUGUGGUUGGCACCUUUAUUGGAAUUGUGAUGGUCAACAGCAACAAGAAGAAGGCAGCCAAGGCCAAGGCCGCUAAGAAGAAGACCUAA
Messenger RNA from Penicillium nucicola, 267 nucleotides. RefSeq names its product dolichol phosphate-mannose biosynthesis regulatory protein. Gene Ontology annotation, biological process: GPI anchor biosynthetic process. The record is from RefSeq and is a predicted model, not a curated record. Lineage: Eukaryota; Fungi; Ascomycota; Eurotiomycetes; Eurotiales; Aspergillaceae. The coding region runs from base 1 to 267 and encodes 88 amino acids. Gene Ontology annotation, molecular function: enzyme regulator activity. Gene Ontology annotation, cellular component: dolichol-phosphate-mannose synthase complex; endoplasmic reticulum membrane. The transcript is spliced from 3 exons.